Messenger RNA from Myotis davidii, 1233 nucleotides. RefSeq names its product trophinin (gene TRO). Gene Ontology annotation, biological process: negative regulation of transcription by RNA polymerase II. The record is from RefSeq and is a predicted model, not a curated record. Gene Ontology annotation, cellular component: nucleus. Lineage: Eukaryota; Metazoa; Chordata; Mammalia; Chiroptera; Vespertilionidae.
GGGAGGGGGAGUGGACAAGCUCAGACCCAAGGAGAGGCUUGGAGAGAGCAGACGUCUUCUGGACUCAAAAGGACGAGGUUCAGCUGUUACAUGACCUCCCAGAAAAAUGGAUAGGAGAAAUGACUACGGUUAUAGGAUGCCCCCGGUCCAGACUCAGGUUGCUGCUGCUGUCCAGGCCCUGGCAGAUGACUACCUGGCUCAGUUGAGUCUGGAGCCUACAACCAGGACCCGGGGCAAGAGGAACCGAAAGUUCAAGCAUCUGAUUGGGCAUGAGAGAGGUGGCCGUAAUUACAGGUGGAAUCCAUGGGGCCAGAGGCCUCCGCCACCCCGAGAUGUGGCCAUUUUGCAAGAAAGGGCAAAUAAGUUGGUGAAAUACCUGUUGGUUAAGGACCAGACAAAGAUCCCCAUCAAGCGCUCAGACAUGCUGAAGGAUGUCAUCCAGGAAUAUGAUGAAUAUUUCCCAGAGAUCAUUGAACGAGCAAGCUACGCUCUGGAGAAGAUGUUUCGAGUCAAUCUGAAGGAGAUUGAUAAGCAAAGUAGCUUGUAUAUUCUCAUCAGCACUAAGGAAUCCUCCGCAGGCAUACUGGGAACAACCAAGGACUCCCCCAAGCUGGGUCUCCUCAUGGUGCUUCUUAGCAUCAUCUUCAUGAAUGGAAAUCGGUCCAGCGAGGCUGUCAUCUGGGAGGUGCUGCGCAAGUUGGGGCUGCGCCCUGGGGUGAGGCACUCGCUCUUUGGGGAAGUGAGGAAACUCAUCACAGACGAGUUUGUGAAGCAGAAGUACCUGGAGUACAAGAGGGUCCCCAACAGCAGACCACCUGAAUAUGAGUUCUUCUGGGGCUUGCGCUCCUACCAUGAGACUAGCAAGAUGAAAGUCCUCAAGUUUGCCUGCAAGGUGCAGAAGAAAGACCCCAAGGACUGGGCUGCUCAGUACCGGGAGGCAGUGGAGAUGGAAGUCCAGGCUGCAGCUGUGGCUGUGGCUGAGGCUGAGGCCAGGGCUGAGGUUUAUGACCCACAUUUACAGAUCCCGCUAAUGCGCUGCAGCAGUCCUCCUUCCCAUGAAGCCAAGGAACGUCCUUGGGAUCUUUGUCCACCCAGCAGUCUGAGCAGAUACUGCCCAUCAGCCGAGGCUGACAUGCUAUGAAAAGUCCAGUUGCCAGUCCUGCUUUCUUGUUCGCUUUCUGUGUGCUGUUGUUGUACUUUGGUAUCAGCGUUCCAUUAAAUUUGCAAAAUGAA